Molecule: messenger RNA, 2637 nt
Organism: Ictalurus furcatus (blue catfish)
Lineage: Eukaryota; Metazoa; Chordata; Actinopteri; Siluriformes; Ictaluridae
Gene: thrab
Product: thyroid hormone receptor alpha b
Exons: 11
Coding region: 919-2148 (409 amino acids)
Biological process (GO): positive regulation of transcription by RNA polymerase II; negative regulation of transcription by RNA polymerase II; cell differentiation
Molecular function (GO): nuclear receptor activity; zinc ion binding; RNA polymerase II cis-regulatory region sequence-specific DNA binding
Source: RefSeq, a predicted model, not a curated record
GUAUUGCCGUUCCACGUUGCAGUGUUAGUCCUGUAGAGAGCGGUAUUUGGUUUAUGGAGUUGCUUUAUAGAGCGCGCGCUGCACUCUGUACACUGUACUGUACUGUACAUGAGCGCGCGGAGGGAGGAGCGACCUCACGCGCCUCUCUUCAUUUCUCUCCGCUUCAGGUCCCAGUAAGAAGGAGGAGAAGAAGAAGAAGAAGAAGAAGAAGGAGAAGAAGAAGAAGAAGAAGAAGAGGAAGGCGAGCACACACACACACACAUGCACACACAUAUAUAGGCACGCACACUGACACGCGCGCACACGCACACACACUGACUUUCUCUCUGUGCUACGUUUAUUCACUUAUUCACAAGUGUCGGCACGCCGCGCCCUGAGCCUCGCGAGCUCUAAUACCGCGCACUCUAUUUGGAUACGGGAACGGAACACACACACACACACACACACACACGCACGCACACACACGCACGUUUCCCUCUAAACCUCUUGUCUUCGAGUCGUCCUUGCUGGGAAACACUCGGAUCUUCACACGGGUGCUUGUGAGACGUCCACGAGGACCCAGCCCAGAGAACACAGCUAACCAAACACACAUCUCAGAGCUACGCUGAGCUGAGGGACGCUGGGUUCCUCUCACUGAGAGCUGAUCUUCUGAUAGAGUCAGAAAUCAUUCCCAAAGAAACUCAGCACAGAGCUACAGAGAAGCUGUGUCCGGUCUCACGGUUCCUUCUAAAGCUCAGUCACAUCGGUCGUGUCUCAUGGUCGUCAGUGUUGAAGCGGGCACUGGGAUUGGUUGGUGAGCGUGGCUCCUCAGAGCUGUGGGAUGUCCAUCUGACUCAACGACGCGAAUGACAGCUAUUCGUCUACAGGUGGGGCCCGCCUCAGUCUCACAUGAUUGGCUGCUGGAUGGAAUUAAGGUGAAUGGAACACAUGCCCAAGGAGCAGGACCUUAACCAAUCAGAGAGAGAAGAGAAACGGUGGCUCAAUGGCCCAAAAAGGAAGAGAAAGAAUAGUCAGUGUUCGUUGAAGAGCAUGUCAGGGUACAUCCCGAGUUAUCUAGAGAAGGAUGAGCCGUGUGUGGUGUGUGGAGACAAAGCCACUGGCUACCACUACCGCUGCAUAACCUGCGAGGGCUGCAAGGGUUUUUUCCGGCGCACCAUCCAGAAGAACCUGCACCCGUCGUAUUCCUGCAAGUACGAUGGCUGCUGCAUCAUCGACAAGAUCACACGCAACCAGUGCCAGCUGUGCCGCUUCAAGAAGUGCAUCGCAGUGGGCAUGGCCAUGGACCUGGUUCUGGACGAGGCGAAGCGAGUGGCCAAGAGGCGUCUCAUCGAGGAGAACCGGGAGAAGAGGAAGAAGGAGGAGAUGGUGAAGACCCUGCAGAACCGGCCCGAGCCGACGGGUACAGAGUGGGAGUUGAUCCGCCUCGUGACCGAGGCUCACCGCCACACCAACGCCCAGGGCUCACACUGGAAACAGAAACGCAAGUUCCUGCCUGAAGACAUCGGCCAGUCGCCGGUAGCUCCCACGUCAGACGGGGAUAAAGUCGACCUGGAGGCCUUCAGCGAGUUUACCAAGAUCAUCACGCCAGCCAUCACACGCGUCGUAGACUUUGCCAAAAAACUGCCCAUGUUUUCAGAGCUGCCUUGUGAGGAUCAGAUCAUCCUGCUGAAGGGCUGCUGUAUGGAGAUCAUGUCUCUGCGGGCGGCGGUGAGGUACGACCCGGAGAGCGAGACUCUGACGCUGAGCGGAGAGAUGGCCGUGAAGAGGGAGCAGCUGAAGAACGGCGGCCUGGGCGUAGUCUCCGACGCCAUCUUUGACCUGGGCAAGAGCCUCGCGCAGUUCAACCUGGACGACACGGAGGUGGCGCUGCUGCAGGCCGUGCUGCUCAUGAGCUCAGACCGCUCAGGUUUGACGUGCAUGGAGAAGAUCGAGAAGUGCCAGGAGACGUACCUGCUGGCGUUCGAGCACUACAUCAACUAUCGCAAGCACAACAUUCCCCACUUCUGGCCCAAGCUGCUGAUGAAGGUGACGGACCUGCGCAUGAUCGGCGCGUGCCACGCCAGCCGCUUCCUGCACAUGAAGGUGGAGUGUCCCACCGAGCUGUUUCCUCCGCUCUUCCUCGAGGUCUUCGAGGACCAGGAAGUGUGAGCGCUAGAAAGGAACGGCAACUUUUCUUUUUUUUGUUUUUUUUUUUUUACUAAAAAAAAAAAAAAAAAAACGGAAAAAAAAAACAAAAACGUACACACAACCGACCAUCUCCGUCCUUUUAAACACGUCGACACGGUCCCGAUCCCGAUCCCACCUCGUCCUCGUCCGCCUUCCUAUCCUACGCAUCAAAUGCACCAGCAGCAUGAUGGCAGAGGCAGAGGCGGCGCCAAGACCUUCUCCGGGGCUCGUGUUCUCCUUCGAUGUGUUGCAGAAGCGGCUAUUUAUUCUACAUUUGCUUUUUACGGAGUGUUUAACCCCUCCCCCUUUAGAUUUUCUCCGCCAGCCGAUUUACAGGUGGCCCUUCUGUCUCUGCGCUACGUCUUAGACUGAGCUACCUGAAACUGAAAUUAGCAGCUAUGGACACAAAUACACAGACACACACACACUUACACAUCUAACCUCAAAUCAGAACACUUUAACACACACACA